This is a messenger RNA of Cherax quadricarinatus, 6585 nucleotides long. The record is from RefSeq and is a predicted model, not a curated record. NCBI's taxonomy places the organism in Eukaryota, Metazoa, Arthropoda, Malacostraca, Decapoda, Parastacidae.
UGUAGUGGAGAGGCAGUAGUGUCUUCUUCCUCUACGUCUACCUCCACCCUCUAGCUCCUGGUCCCUGGAUCCCUCAGUUCUGUAGUGAGCAGCGUCGAGUCAUCACUGGCGGCUGCUGACACACUCUUUUUCUAAAAAUAAAAACUGUGCCUAAGAUGAUGUCAUUAGUUAUAUAAACUAUACAAGACUUUAAAAGUUUUUGCAUUAAUUUGCAUACUGGUGCCUUAAUAUUAACUACACCAGAACAACUUUAAUAAUACAUGUAUGAGGCGCCAGUAAUAUAUUGCUGUCUGUAUACAGACAAUUUGGUUAUUAAUAUUACUGGGAAAGUUAACUUUGUGAAGCUUCUGCAGUACAACAAUAUAUGAUAGAAUAUAAAAUAUGGCCUUAAACUAGUAAAACAUUAGUCUGUGGAUAUUAUUACAACUGAAACUAUAAUCUGGUGUUUUUAAGUGCCAAAAUCUGACUGUUUUAAACUAUAUAAUUGUACAUUAUUUAGAGCAAAUUCUGUGAUGUAAGAAAAUUGACACUCGACUUAUUGAACAAUAAUCAACUUCCUCAUUCCGUAUUUUAAAUAAAUCGUAUUAGUUACUGGAACCUCAUUCUAUGGGAAAUUUGAUCGUAUUAACACUCGGAAGAAUAGAUAUUUCCCGAGAUACAGCAAAUCUAUCAGUCUUCUAUAACUACAAGGAUAUUAGAUGCUGUUGUGGUUUGACGAUGUUGAGGACACGAGGAUGCAUCAUGUAAAUGUCAAAGAUACGUGAGGCAUGACUAGAACAUCCUUGCUUGCUUCACCCUACACGUAUCAUUCGCUCCACCACACUGUUCCACGCACACACUACCGUCACUGCUACCCUGGCUGCAAGACUGUUCAUUCUCCUUACCUCUCUCUCCACCACGAUGACCCCAACCCCCACGCCGUCACCUCGAUAAGCAGUCACUGAAGCACUCGUCCAGCGUUGUCAUCAACUACCACUGAGGUGAUCACUACCACAAGAUCGUCCACUAAGGUGGUCACUACCACUAACUACCGCAAGGUCGUCCACUAAGCUCGUCACUACCAUCACCACCAUGGCUGCUGCUCAUCAAAUGGCUGCUAACCUCAUCUUCCGGCUCAUGCUUCCACUGGUUCUAGGCAUCUGUGCUGUGCUAAGGUUCAGUUUAAUGUCUUUGUCGUACCUACUGCUGCUGAUGGCUAUACCAUUACUUCCAGCACCUACCUUCCACACCAUGCGAGGUCACACUGGCAGAUACCUGAAAGCUGUGUUAGGUAUCAGUAUUGUUAACUUCCUGCUUCAGUUAAUCUUCCAGAUCGUCCUUCUCUCCCUCCCUCCCUACGGAUACUUUCUCCCUCAGUGUGAGUUCCUGGAGAAGGUGCUCCGUCACCUGGGUUUUGUGAGACUGGAUGGUGUAAGUGAGGUAGAUGGUACCCGCUGGUUGUUGCCUGAGUGUGUCCUGCUGGUGUUCUCUCCUGGGGUGUAUGUGGCCUGUCUCAAGCUUACUGCCCACACCAACUCUGAUCUACACCUGCCCACCCACGCCACACCUGAUAAUAAUAAGAAUCUGGGCCUCCGCCUCCUGAAUGCUGUGGGUACGUACAUGGCCAUGGCAAUGACUGGAGGAGCUUCUGUGAUGGUUCCUUCUGUCACCUCUGCUGUGUACUUCGUUGUCUUCAUGGCCAGUGCCACCUACUGGAGCCUUAACAACUCUCUGGGACGACGUUUUGGGUAUGUGUGUCGAGGGGUAAUGAUACUGGCUGGAGUACACUUAGUGUGUCUGUACAUCUACCAGGCUCAGUGGCUCCAGGAAUACAUCCCUCCAGACUCACUCUGUGCAAGGGUGUUCGUGACUGCUGUGGUGGGUACAGAGUGUCGGGACCCAAGAUCAGCACCUCUCACCACCACAGAGUGGUCCAGGUUCCUCAACCCCAUCCUCCUCCUCGUUCUCUAUUAUGUCCUCGCUUUUGAGUCCCAGUUCCUCCUCUCUAACAAGGUUGUGGAAAAGACUGAGAAAACUGAGAAGCUCCUCCCCAGUUCACCAGCAACACAACUGGAGAGUGCAGAUGGAAGUGGAGAAGUUGUUGGAGAUAAUGGUGGAGGUGUUGGUGUUAGGGAGGAGGAAGGAAGCGAGGACGACAACCCGCUGCAGCGACUUAUAGCGCCACUUAUCAGUGUGUUUCAGCUAGUCAUUCGGUCUUCAUAUAUAGCCACCAACAUUGUUAUGAUGGCAUGGAGUAUAACGUACCACAGCUGGCUGACAUUUGUGCUGCUUUUGUGGGCAUGUGUACUGUGGAUGAUUCCCAACCAGCGUGCUGCUAUGCUGCGAUGUUCCCCAUUUCUAGUUGUCUAUGCUGAGUUGCUGCUGGUUCUUCAGUAUAUAUAUUGCAUGGACCUGACAGAUGAUGAGCUACCUAGUCAGGUGGAAGCUGUUAAUCUAGGUCAGAUUGGUCUGGUCAAGUAUCCUUACUUACCCUGCAAGCCUCUGCUUGUCAAGGUGCUGUAUACAACCAUGUUCUGGAUUACAUUACGUCAGUAUGUGCAAGAGGUGAUUGAAGUCACCAAGCGUGAGAUGUCCACUGCCGCAGCUUUGCAACCAUUCACUGUUGCAGUCAGCACCACCACCACUGGCCAGCCUGUCACUACACUAGUCUCUUCUGCACAUGAUGACUCGAAUGCAUCACCAUUAAUGCAGCGAUUAGGGCAGUGGGUACGAAGUCUCUUGGUGAAAUUUUGGAUUUGGGUUGUUGCUAUUAUGCUUUUUGUCUUUGGUAUCCAAGGCUCUGAGGUUGUGAUUUUCAGGAUCAUGUAUAUGGUCCUGUUCCUUAUUUUCACCAUCACCUUUCAACUGUCGUAUUCUGCCUGGCGGAACUUCCUAUAUGGGUUCUGGCUGACGGUCAUCAUUUACCAGAUGUUCGUGUUGGUACUCACCUACACAUACCAGUUUGACAACUUCCCUGAGUAUUGGCAGAACUAUACUGGCAUCCCUAUCCAACUGCAGAAUGACAUGGGUCUUGAGGUUUACGACACUGGCCGGCUCUUCAUCAAGCUGAUGACUCCUACCUUCUUUGUGAUCGUCACCAUCAUCCAGGUUCACUAUUUCCACAAGGACUUCCUUGAGCUCUCUGAUAUUGAGAAAAUACAAGAUCAGCCAGUCAUUACCGAGACAGGAAAACAAGAGGCCAAGGUAGCUGCUCCCAGCUGUCCCAAUCUUUUAGAUUCUUGUACUCUUGAUGAUAUCAAAGCCAUGUUGGAAUACCAUGGAUUAAAGAUACUGGCUCAAAUACAGGACACCAUGGCUGCGGCUAUGGAAUUGGGAUGGCGCUUCCUUGAACUACAUUUGAUGAAGAUCGUCCUCGGUUCUGUUAUAAUGCUUGCUUGUUAUGAUGUUUGUGCUCUUCACUGGGCCUUCGCUCUGCUGGCCACAAUAGCAGUGCCUUGCCCAGAGAAGAUUCAGAUUGCCAUUUGUCGCACCUGCGUUGUCUUAUCAUCCCUCCUCCUUAUUGUCAGGAUGAUAUAUCAGAUAGAUUAUAUAGAUCCUGAAGGAUGGGCUGCUAACUGUUCGCUGUAUGAUAACUUGACGUGGACACCUUAUCCCCUGAAUGAGACUGCGAAUAAUGCUGUGUGGCUUGGCCUUAGCAAGGCUCCCAAUCUACCAAAGUAUCUUAAGGGCUACAUAGGCAUCAUUGUUGUGAUAACAGUACAGGCUGUAGUUGUCAUCAGGCAAGAGUACCAGCGUAAACUAACAGGACUCCCACCACCUCCACCUGGAGUUCUCUUCCCAAAUAUCACCAGAGCAGUGGCUGAUGAUGGUAUCCCUGAGUGUACAAAGUUCCUCCUGAACUAUGGUUUCUAUAAGUUUGGUGUUGAGGUGUGCCUUAUGAGCCUGGUGGCUGUGAUUGGUACUCGCCUGGAUGUUUAUUCCCUCAUCUAUGCUGGGUGGCUCUGCUACUUUUACAAUCGAGAAAGGAAAGACAUCGCACGUGUUUGGAAAGCCUUUGUCAUUUUUAUUACUGUGCUGAUACCCCUUCAGUAUCUUAUGUGUGUUGGCAUCCCACCUGGUAUUUGUACAGACUACCCAUGGGCUGGUGUGAUGGACCCGGAGCUACGAGAGUGGCUCUUUUUUCCUGACUUUGUGAAGCCACCAGAGUCCUACAAGAUUGUCACUGAUUUCUGCCUGCUGAUAUUUGCUGUGUGUCAGCAGCAUGUCUUUGAUAUAGAAUUUGCAGAUGGUGCCGAAUCUUUUGAAGGUGGCAGCAAUCGUGAGAUUGUACAUGAAGAUCCAGCUUCCCUGGUCAACCCCAUUCCUGACUUUGUUACUUACUCCAGGAAGACUGGUGGUAAGAAGAACUAUUUGGACAUGGUGAAGGUGGUGGUCUUCUUUACAUCAUACUGGAUCACUCUGGCUGUUAUGUUCCUUGGAGGUACCAACCGUGUGACACUCUUUGCCAUGGGCUAUGUCCUAGGAGCCUUCAUAUUCUUGUGGCAGGGCAACGAGUUCUAUCUUCGACCUUUUCCUACUAUUCUCAGGCUGUGGAAUUAUUUGCUUGGGUACAAUGUAGGUGUGAUCGUAGUGAAGACAUUAUUGCAGCUGCUGGGAUGUGUGUUCCUAGCACCACUCUCCAUCAACGUUUGCUGGCUGGUUCAGCUCUUUGGUAUAGCUUGUGUCAAGAAAUUUGGAGAUGAUUCUGAUGAAAAAAUUGUGGCAGAUUUGGCUGAUCAUUGUGCUGUUCCUAAGUCUGAGGCUGGGCUUAUGUGGGAUGGCAUUUGCUUUGGAUUCUUGUUGAUGCAAAGGAGGUUGUUCUCUUCUUACUACUUCCAACACCUUGUCACAGAAAUGAAGGCUCAGACCAAACUUGCCUCCAGGGGAGCUGAGCUAAUAGCAGAGCUGAUGCAGAAAGAGAUCGCAGAGCAGCAGGCAGCAGAGCGAGAGGUUCUUAACAAAAUUAAAGAGAAGAUGGAGCGUAUCAAAGCAUCGCAACAGCUAGUGAAUUGUCAACAGCCCCGGGAACCAGCGAGCCAUUAUGAAGCAAUGCCAAGCGGCCACCUCAGAUCUGGUAUAUGGUGAAGUGUCUCAACUUGCUUCUGUCAGCCUACCAGAUUCGCUGUGGUUACCCAACACGAAUCCUCGGCAACUUCCUCUGUAAACAGUUUAACUACCUCAAUCUUUUCUCCUUCCGACUGUUCAUGUCGGUGCCGUUCCUGUUUGAGCUGCGGACAUUGAUGGACUGGAUAUGGACAGACACAAGCAUGAGCCUCAGUGACUGGAUGAAGAUGGAAGACAUCUUUUCUCAUAUAUUCCAACUUAAGUGUGAGCGUCGUGCAGAGAUAGAAUACCCACAAGGCCGCGGUGAGAGCAAACGCAAGAUAAUAAAGUACGGUAUGGGUGGCUGUGCACUGUUUGGAGUCAUUGCCCUCAUUUGGUUCCCACUGGUCCUGUUUGCCCUGAGUAACACUGUCGGUCAGCCUAAUCCACCGUACGACGUAACAGUUGAGAUCACCAUGGGUGCAUACCAGCCUAUUUUCCGUAUGACGGCUCAGCAGCAGUCUCUACACAAGUUUACACAGCAAGAAUGGGAUACAUUCAAUUACCAUUACCGAACUAAUCGUCAGGCCCAGACUUUCUUGAGCAAUUAUGACUUCCCCGAUGUUGUUGUGGCAAAGCUAAAUGGUAACUCGACUGCAAUAUGGGGCAUAUCCCCGCCAGCCCAGGGAAGUUUGAUUGAAGACCUUAAGAGCAAUCAUACCAUCCGGUUAAAGGUUAACUGGAGUGUAAAGCGGCCGUCUAAUUCUCCUGACAUAUCUGCAGAGUGCAAAAAUCAAGUAGAAGUGAAUCUAGAGGCUUACAAAGGAUCAAAGAGGAAUCAAUUCGUUGAGGCUGUUUGCCGCAUCUUGGAGGGGGAGGUAAACGAAACGGCAGUCCUUAUUCCAAACUUGUUUCCAAAGUUCAUCAAGGUCACCAAUAAAGGUCAAGCUGAUUACGUCGUUCAGCUUGAAGAAAAGAAGAGAGGCUUUGUAGACCUGAAGUUCACUCUGCAAUCUGCCGGGUUCAAGAAUCUGUCAUCAAGACAGCAGUGGUGGGAGGUAGAGGAAGAUUGUACCAACGGUUACUAUGACUGGAUGCCUGGUGGGCGUCAGUGCCACUUUCUCACUGUAUACACAUUCAGUGACAAAGCAUUCCCCAAGGGUCUCAGUUUUAUUUCAGGCGGCGGGAUUGUGGGGAUGUACACUACACUAGUGCUGGUGGCUGGAAAGAUGCUGCGUGGAUACUUCGCUGGAUCUGCCAUGAAAAUAAUGUUCGAUGAUUUACCCAAUGUUGACCGUAUUUUGCAGCUCUGCCUUGACAUUUACUUAGUGCGAGAGAGUAGUGAACUUGAGCUUGAAGAAGACCUCUUUGCUAAGUUAGUCUUCCUCUUCCGCUCACCGGAGACUUUAAUCAAAUGGACUCGACCGCCAGAAGAAGAAACCCCUGAAGAAGAUGAUCCCCAGCUGGAAUAAAGUGGAUAAGCUUUGUAUUAGACAUUUUAUGGCAGGAAUGCCAGUGAAUAUUAUCAAAGCUUUGUAUUUUGUUAGUUAUCUAUCACUUUUU